Drosophila innubila is the source of this 1435-nucleotide messenger RNA. RefSeq names its product major royal jelly protein 1-like. Lineage: Eukaryota; Metazoa; Arthropoda; Insecta; Diptera; Drosophilidae. Bases 16 to 1368 code for a protein of 450 amino acids. Gene Ontology annotation, cellular component: extracellular region. The record is from RefSeq and is a predicted model, not a curated record. The transcript is spliced from 3 exons.
AGCCCACCAUUCGAGAUGCUACACCUACGAGAAACUUUGUUUCUACUCUUCAUACUUGGAGCGAGUCUCGCUGAGGCAGCCUACAACAGCUACGCAGCUCCUGCUGCUGCCUCUGGAGGCCUUCGUCCCGGCAAUGGACGUGCUCCUGGAGGAGGACGACCGGUGCGCUCUGUGGAGACACUGUAUCAGUGGAAACAACUGGAGUUCGGAUUUGCCACGCCACAGGAUCGACAACAGGCAGAAGCAGACGGCAACUUGAUGCCGGAAAAUGGAACUCCCAUCGAUGUUCAGCCGCAUUUCCUGUCCAAUGGACAGGUGCGUGUGUUCACCACCAUUCCCAGGUUUGUCACUGGCAUUCCCUACACCCUGGCCACCGUCUCCGACCAGGAGGGCCCCAAUGGGCCACAGUUGCAGCCGUAUCCCAACUAUGCCUGGCACAACAACAAUGGAGACGACUGUGAUCGCAUCACAUCCGCUUUUCGUGUAGCCAUCUCGGAGUGCAAUCAGAUGUGGGUUAUCGAUUCGGGCAACGUUGGUGGUGUCCAACAUUGUCCUCCGCAACUGUUGCAAUUCGAUCUCAACAGCGACACUUUGCUGCAUCGCUUCCGAUUCCCCAAUGAGACUUACACUCCAGGUGCCUCACUCUUUAUUGCCCCCAAUCUAUUUGUGCAAGAUCCUCCGCCACGCAACUGUGCACGUACCAUAAUCUAUGUGCCGGAUGUCACCAAUCACGGCCUCGUAGUCUACGAUCACCGGGCAAAUGCUGCUUGGCGCGUCGAGAAUCGUUUCAUGUACCCAGAUCCAGAUUAUGGACGUCACACCAUUGCCGGCGAGAGCUUUGAUUUGAUGGACGGCAUCUUUGCGGUCAACAAUGACAGACAAAAUCUCUAUUUCCAUCCCCUGGCCAGUGUCAGUGAGUAUUCGGUUCCUUUGAGUGUUCUCAACAGACGACAGAACUGGGAAAAUGGAGUGGAUGCCAUGUCAGAUCAGUUCACGCUCUUGGGCAGACGUAAGAGCGAAUGUGCCGCCUCAGCCAUUGACAGUCGUGGCAAUCUCUACUGCGUCACCUUCAAUCCCAUCAAGCUUUUUGCGUGGAAUGUGAAAACACGCUACACCACUCGCAAUUUUGGCAAUUUGCCAGCUAAAGCCAAUGAAUUGCAGUUUGUCAGCGGCAUGAAAGUAGCACGUAAUGCCGAAGGAAAGGAGGAGCUUUGGAUGCUCUCCAAUCGUUUUCAGAAAAUUGCCAGUGGCACAUUAAAUUCCAACGAGGUGAACUUCCGAAUUUUGCGUCGUCCGCUCGACGAUAUACACAGUGGAGUAUUCUUCGCCAGUGACGAUGACCUGACCAAUCGUCUUAUCUUUAAUUAAUCUACAUCUAACUUGUAAUUCCAUUAAGCUAAGAAUCAGUUGUUAAAAUAAAAUUCGAACUAUAUAA